AUGGGUAAAGGAAAGCCAAGAGGUCUCAACGCCGCUCGCAAACUUCAAAACCAUCGUCGCGAGCAAAGAUGGUCUGAUUUGUCCUACAAGAAGCGUGCUUUGGGUACCGCUUUCAAGUCCUCGCCAUUCGGAGGUUCCUCCCACGCCAAGGGUAUCGUUCUCGAGAAGGUCGGAGUCGAGGCCAAACAACCUAACUCCGCUAUCCGAAAGUGUGUCAGAGUCCAGUUGAUCAAGAACGGAAAGAAGGUCACUGCUUUCGUUCCUAACGAUGGUUGUCUUAACUUUGUCGAUGAGAACGACGAGGUCCUCCUCGCUGGUUUCGGUCGUAAGGGAAAGGCCAAGGGAGAUAUUCCUGGUGUUCGUUUCAAGGUCGUCAAGGUCUCUGGUGUUGGAUUGUCUGCUUUGUGGAAGGAGAAGAAGGAGAAGCCAAGAUCAUAA
This is a messenger RNA of Botrytis porri, 438 nucleotides long. RefSeq lists its product as uncharacterized. Gene Ontology annotation, cellular component: cytosolic small ribosomal subunit; ribosome. Lineage: Eukaryota; Fungi; Ascomycota; Leotiomycetes; Helotiales; Sclerotiniaceae. Gene Ontology annotation, biological process: translation. Bases 1 to 438 code for a protein of 145 amino acids. Gene Ontology annotation, molecular function: structural constituent of ribosome. The transcript is spliced from 2 exons. The record is from RefSeq and is a predicted model, not a curated record.